CAAGUAAGUUGCAUAACCUUUGACCUUGGAAGAUCCCGAAGAAGACAGCACAGCAUGGCUCAAGACAAGAAACUUCCGUACAAAGUUGCCGACAUCGGACUGGCAGACUUUGGCCGUAAGGAAAUUGAACUUGCCGAGCAGGAGAUGCCAGGACUGAUGAUGAUGAGAAAGAAGUACGGACCUGACAAACCGCUGCAAGGAGCGCGAAUCGCGGGCUGUCUUCACAUGACCAUUCAGACAGCAGUCAUGAUUGAGACACUCACAGAGUUAGGAGCACAGGUCCAGUGGUCGAGCUGUGACAUCUUCUCCACGCAGGACCACGCGGCGGCUGCCAUCGCUAAGACGGGGGUUCCCGUGUACGCGUGGAAGGGGGAGACGGAGGAGGAGUUUGUGUGGUGCAUCGAGCAGACGCUGGUCUUCCCUGACGGACAACCUCUCAACAUGAUCCUGGACGACGGGGGAGAGCUGUGCAACCUCAUCCAUCAGAAAUACCCACAAUACCUUGCAGGUAUCAGGGGGAUCUCAGAGGAAACUACAACAGGUGUGCACAAUCUCCACAAGCUGACUGCAGCGGGGGAACUCAAGAUACCCGCCAUCAACGUCAAUGACUCUGUAACCAAGAGUAAGUUUGAUAACCUGUACGGAUGUCGAGAGUCUCUACUAGAUGGCAUCAAGCGUGCAACUGAUGUGAUGGUGGCGGGAAAGGUCGCUGUAGUAGCGGGGUUUGGGGAUGUGGGGAAAGGGAGCGCGCAGUCCCUGCGUAGUCUGGGCGCCCGUGUCAUCAUCACGGAGGCUGAUCCAAUCAAUGCUUUACAGGCAGCCAUCUCGGGAUAUGAAGUGACCACCAUGGAGGAGGCCUGUGUGGUAGGGAACAUUUUUGUGACCACGACGGGCAACAAAGACAUCAUCCGUGGUGAGCACAUGUUGCAGAUGAAGGAGGACGCCAUCCUGGCUAACAUCGGACACUUCGACUGUGAGGUGGACGUCCAGUGGCUGAAUAAGAAUGCAGAGAAAGUCAACAUCAAACCCCAGGUUGACCGUUACACCCUCCCUAAUGGUCGCCAUGUCCUGCUGCUGGCGGAGGGUCGGCUGGUGAACCUGGGCUGUGCCAUGGGCCAUCCCAGCUUCGUCAUGAGCAUGUCCUUCACCAACCAGGUCCUGGCACAGAUGGAGCUGUGGACCAGGGCUGACCAGUACAGGGGGGUGCACAGGCUGCCCAAGAAGCUGGACGAAGAGGUAGCUGAGCUGCACCUGGAGCACCUGGGAGUGAAACUGACACGCCUGUCUGAGGAGCAGUCCCAGUACCUGGGGGUCCCUGUGGAAGGGCCUUAUAAGGCAGAGUUUUAUAGAUAUUAGUUUGUACAGGGUUGGACAUUACUGUGCAAGUAUUUAGCUAUCACUAUGCAAGACUAGGAAGAGUAAAUAGGGAUGUCGAUUUUUCUUUUGUUUCUUAAAGUUGGUCAAGUAUAUAAAUUUUUACUAUCUGUAGCUUGAAAGAAAAUUGGCUUGUGCAAUAAUUUCAUUAUGUCUGUACCAUGCUAUACAAAACCUUAAAAAGUGCCUUAUGGUUAUGGCACUCUAAAAGUUUAUCAUCAACAUGUGAUGGUGUAAUCAUCGAAAAGAGAUUGCAUGUAUGUAUUCCAAUUUGGUACAUGAAUGACAGCUGUUUAUCAAAUGUAACAGUGGAGGAGAAAGAGUGCUAUGUUGUAAGACUAGUAUCCCUUAAAUUGAUAAAAACAUACUACUUAUAAUUAUUAUAACCAUUAUACCUCUGCUUUUGUAUGCAGAAACUCACAGAUUUUAACAGACUUUUUUAAAGCAAAACAUAAGUAUAUUGGAGACAACAUAGUUACUGGUGAAGUCUUUUAAUAAAAACACUCUGUGACUGUAACUUCACACAUUUUGGUCACACUUUGAGACCAGUAUUGCAGGAAAGCUCAUUAACAGUCAGAUGCAAGAAUCACAGCAAAGCCACUACAAAGUGAUUGUCUAUGCUAUCAACAAGUACAAGCUGCUACUUAACAAUUACUUCACAAAUAGCUCUUCAUGUAUCUGGUAACUAACAGAUUUCACUUUUAUUAUACUGCUGCUAAGUGAAAAUAACUGAAACAAAGUUUUUUUCAGUUACUUGUCCGCUCUGAAAUUUCAAACGUUUGUUUGUUAAAAUGUGCCUGUUCAAUAUCUAUUUCUUAAUCUGACAGUUUAGAAUUUCCAACUCCAAAACAUAUUGAACAUGGCAUGUUCUAUCACAGUCAAUCAAAAAGUUCACUUUGGUCUGUUAAUAUGUCACACUUUUGUGUGUUUGCUUGUUUCCAAGAUGAAAUCCACCAUAUAAAA
Molecule: messenger RNA, 2337 nt
Organism: Branchiostoma floridae (Florida lancelet)
Lineage: Eukaryota; Metazoa; Chordata; Leptocardii; Amphioxiformes; Branchiostomatidae
Product: adenosylhomocysteinase-like
Exons: 8
Coding region: 55-1356 (433 amino acids)
Biological process (GO): L-methionine cycle
Cellular component (GO): cytosol
Molecular function (GO): adenosylhomocysteinase activity
Source: RefSeq, a predicted model, not a curated record